Messenger RNA from Daldinia loculata, 1406 nucleotides. RefSeq lists its product as uncharacterized. The transcript is spliced from 3 exons. Lineage: Eukaryota; Fungi; Ascomycota; Sordariomycetes; Xylariales; Hypoxylaceae. The record is from RefSeq and is a predicted model, not a curated record. Bases 802 to 1023 code for a protein of 73 amino acids.
GAGCAAUCCACCCGGCUACAAUGCAGCCACUAGCCGUUUGCCAGGUUGUAGGGUUGUAGGGUUGUAGGAUAUUGUCAUAACUGACGGUAGCAGACAUCUCGAAGCCCAGAUCCUGAGAUGGUCGGUUAGAGAUGCCCCUAUCGACUCUCCAGGGGGGUUCCAUACCCUCAAAGUUUCUAAUAGGGAUUUAUGUUAACUUCAGUUUUCAGCUUUGACGACUAAAUAGUGUGGAAACCUAGCAUUAACCACAGCCGGUAAUUUCUUAUUACGUUGGGUAGUGUGGGGAGAUUAUGCGGCUCCGGUUAGAACGUAGGAGCCGACCUACCUUCUAGACGCAAGCAAUGCCUACCACAUAAUCUUGCUUUGACAUGUCGAUCGUACAACGAAGAGAAAAAUGACAGAUCAGAGUUGGCGGUACUCGAUAAGAAAUAACAAUAAGGCCCAUGUGGACAACCUAUAUGGCUAAUGCGAGUUUCCUCCUGUGGAGGCAAGCUGCGUGAAAUUCGGGCAGCUCAGAUCUCGUCGUCGCAAUUAGAAGAGAACUUCUUAGAAGCUAGCAUCAUGUGUUUGCCCCUCGUCCUUAGGUUACUAAAACGGUUGGAUAUCUUUUUGGAAGGGAGCAAACAUAGCCCCUAUAAAAGAAGACCGGCGUCUCGUAAGGUGAGACUAUAAGAUCGACUCGCCUUUGUUUUUUAGCUCGCUUGAAACUACUACGAUAGUCUAUAUUACUUCAUAAUCCAAGCUUCACUCCUAUCUAUCCAUAGCCAAAUUCAACGCAGGAUCUAUUUCUAAACUGCAGACAUGUGCGACUACGAUGAAUUCUUAUUCGAAUGCAACCACUCUGUCUGUCGGUUGAAGUCUUACUGCCACUUUGCGCGUAACGACCCGAAUCAUAUAUGUCUUGGAGUAAAGAAGCUUCGAGAUUCAUGGCUUCAGGAGGGACAGCUUUGCGAACAAUGCAUCAGGAGCGGUUUACGCUUCGUGGAUGGAAGGAUAUGGGCCCCCUCACAACGAGCACGGUAAAAUAUACGCAAACGUGAGGAAGAUGGCCCGAGUUACGCACGACAUACUACGUACGCAUCUAGUUAGACGUCGGGGAGUCUUUGUACAACGCUACGGGAAUAACGAGAAAUGACUACGACGGUCUAGAACGCGGGAUAGCUGCUCACCUGCAGCCCUGGGGAUUGUUAUUUCGAUUACUUGGGUAGAGGAUGCAGUGAGUCAGGAAGUUUUGUAUGUUGCUUACCACCCGUUACGAACUUUGGCGAAGUGUUUCGAAAGGAAGGACAGACAUGCAAAGACAACUGUCUGUGAGACGUUUCUGUAUAAUUGGGAGCGUGCCUGCGAAUUUAUUACCUAUUUAAAUCUUUGGAAGCCACUCUGAAUAUUACAAUGCAUUAGUAUCC